AUGCUGCUUUCUUCCUGUGUUUGGCUAUUUGCAUUGGUUCCUUUCUUAUCAAGCGUCUCAGCUCUUCCAGCAGCAGGGUCAUCCCCAAUCGAGUUACCGGUGCGCUGGAUGCAACGGAAUGCGAAUGAAGAUAGCGAUGGGAUGAUGCGUGCUGAUAUCCCUAGCGAAAAGUUAUACUUUGAUCAAGAAACCUUGGAGCCUGCUGUUGAAAUUGGGAUUGGUACACCACCCCAAAACUUCUAUCUGAUGUUUGAUACGGGCAGCUCAAUCACGUGGUUCCCUUCUACAUCCUGUGGUUGGCUGAAUGGAUGCAAGUCCAAUAGACAUUUUAAUCCCAAGGAUUCAUCCACCUACAAGAAUCUCCAUUCCCGUUUUUAUGGCGUGUAUGGAUCGUUGACAGCGAAUGGCUACUAUUUCACUGAUACAGUGCAAGUUGGAAGUGUAUCGAUUCCCAAUCAACAACUUGCCGAGAUUUACCAGCAAACAGGCACGUUUGCUGGUCAAAGUAUGGAUGGUAGUUUUACCAUUGAUGGCAUUAUGGGUGCUGGUUUUGGCGAGACAGGGCCCACCAUCCCCAUGGAGCUCUAUAACAAUAAGCUCAUCCCCAAACCAGUGUUUUCAGUAUACAUGGGCAAAUUAGGUGGAAGCUCUGGCUCUGUUAUUUUUGGUGGUGUCCAUGACGACAAAUCACUCAAUGUGACCGAUGUUCGUCAAAUCAAUGAUAAAUGGUAUGCCAAUGCCCGCCAAAUAAGUUUGAAUGGCGACACCAUAGCAACGUACAACAGCAAGGUCAACUGGCUUGUGGAUACUGGUACAAGCACCAGCCGACUUCUUAAGAGCGAAGUUGACAAGAUGACCUCUAAACUUUUUGGGAAUAAUGUCGUAACCAACGGCGCCAUUUACUACGUCAACAAUUGCUCAAAGUAUCUAUCUCAAUCAUGGACCAUCACUUUGACUUUCCCCAACGUGGAUGGUAAUGGAGACUUUGACAUGGAAUUUACCCCACAAGAUGUAUUGUCCAAAGGCCGUAAUGGUUAUUGUAUCUUUGGUUUUGGAGCAUCCAAUCAUCGCGUUUUAGGCAAUUCGGUGUUGCAACGCUAUAUUGCGGCAUUCAACUUUGAUGAAAAGACUGUUGGAUUCACCCUAAAGUAA
Molecule: messenger RNA, 1152 nt
Organism: Lichtheimia ornata
Lineage: Eukaryota; Fungi; Mucoromycota; Mucoromycetes; Mucorales; Lichtheimiaceae
Exons: 2
Coding region: 1-1152 (383 amino acids)
Biological process (GO): proteolysis
Molecular function (GO): aspartic-type endopeptidase activity
Source: RefSeq, a predicted model, not a curated record